This is a messenger RNA of Rhopalosiphum maidis (corn leaf aphid), 1392 nucleotides long. RefSeq names its product ribose-5-phosphate isomerase (gene Rpi). Gene Ontology annotation, cellular component: intracellular membrane-bounded organelle. NCBI's taxonomy places the organism in Eukaryota, Metazoa, Arthropoda, Insecta, Hemiptera, Aphididae. Gene Ontology annotation, molecular function: ribose-5-phosphate isomerase activity. The transcript has 8 exons. The coding region runs from base 359 to 1207 and encodes 282 amino acids. The record is from RefSeq and is a predicted model, not a curated record. Gene Ontology annotation, biological process: pentose-phosphate shunt, non-oxidative branch; D-ribose metabolic process.
GAAUGUUGUCCUGCGGUUAUCUGACUAUUAUAUAUAUUUAUAUAUUUUUAAGGCCGCGUGUUAUAACGACUUUUAUAUUAUACAGGCGCUCGUGUUUUACGAGCAGUUCAGUACAUUUACGCGCGUUCACUGUACACAUGUUUUAACUAAUAUCCCGUGCAACGUUCUCGUCGAAAAUCAUAAAAACCAAUUUCAUCUCACACAGUUGUCGCCGUCGCAAGUCAUCUAACAAGUGCGUUUUAAUUGUUUUAAGAUCGUCCCGACAAUACAUUAUCAUAAUAAUAUUGUUAUGUAGUUCGAAAAAAUUCUGUCCAAAACUCGUGUCUUGUUAACCGGAUUUAUAUUGUGUCGUCCAUUGAUGCAAUUUGGGCUGUCCAAGUCGAUAAUUACUGUCGUCGGUAAGUUACGACUGUCGUCCGGAAAGUAUUUCAAUAUGAGUGCCGUGAGCUUUACUGUGGGUCGCAAAGACUGUUCCACGGCCGGCGUGGACGUAUCCAAAAUGUGUGCCGCGCACCAUGCCAUCGACAAGCACGUCAAAGACGGCAUGAUACUGGGCAUCGGUAGUGGAUCGACGAUUGUGUACGGUGUUCAACGAUUGGCACAAAGAAUGAAAGACGAGAAUUUGUCUGUUGUUUGUGUGCCAACGUCUUAUCAGGCACGUCAGUUGAUUAUCGAUUACAAAUUAACAUUGGGAAACCUAGACACCAAUCCUAAAAUAGAUUGUACAAUUGAUGGAGCAGAUGAGAUUGAAGUUGGCACUUUGACAUGCAUAAAAGGUGGAGGAGGAUGCUUGACACAAGAAAAGAUUGUAGCAUCGUGUUCUGAAAAAUUGAUAAUUGUUGCCGAUGGAGCUAAAGAGGUAAACCGUUUGGGUCAAAAAUGGAAGAAAGGUAUUCCUAUUGAGGUAAUACCUAUGUCGUGUAAACCAAUUCAGCAAAAAAUUGAAGGAAAAUAUGGAGGUGAAGCCGUUUUGAGAAUGUCUGCUGAUAAAGCAGGCCCAUUGGUUACAGACAAUGGUAACUUUAUACUGGAUUGGUGUUUUCCUGAAACAAAAUAUUGUUGGUCAUCCGUCCACAAUCAUUUAAAGCUAAUCCCAGGGGUGGUUGAAACUGGAUUAUUCAUUGAUAUGACAGAUGAAUGCUUGGUCGGAGAUCCACAAGGCAAUGUACGGCUACUGAAGAAGACUGAACAGACCUUAGAGUUAUAGGUUAAAUCUUAUAUCUAUGUUUGAGUGUCAUAUAUUAUUUGAAUUGGAUAGCAUUCUCUCUAAUAUCUAAGUAUUAUGACUUUUUAUUGACUUCUAAUUUUGUGUCGCUUAAAUCAAAUAGGGUUAUAGAUAUUUUAGAUCUUCAAAUACUGUUUUUAUAAAUUAUAUUUCAUAAUUUAAACUAA